UUAUGGGACGGAGGGAGUAUAUUUGCAUGGUAUCAGUGACACAUAGUACUAGAACAAAAAUAAUUGAAUCCCUCGCACAGAUAGGCAAACCCUGCAGUAAGUUGUAUAUAUUCGGCUGCCCUGGCCUCCCCACUACCUCCCCACAGAUGACAGAAUAGCUCAUCAAACCUAAGUUUAAUUAAUUGCCAACAUUCUCAUGGUCAUCAAACCAAUGGGCAAACCACUCGUAGUCAUACUCUUGCUAUCCUCCUCCCUCCUCGCCGUUGCAGCUGCUGCAGCAUCGCCGCCGUCAUCAACAGCAGCAGGCCAUGCAGGCGAGCCAGACGACGACGUUGUGUCCACCUACAUCGUGCACGUCAUGCCCGCACACGCGCCACGCCGCCUUCCCACGCACCGCGCGUCUCGUCGUCUCACCCGCGGCUACGCAUCGCUCGUCCGCGGGCUCCUCCCGCGGCACAUCGCCGACCCGGCUCCGCGACUCCUCUACUCCUACGCGCACGCCGCGACGGGGUUCGCGGCGCGCCUCACGGCACGGCAGGCCGCGCACCUCGAGGCGCAGCCUUCCAUCGCGGCCGUUGUCCGCGAUACGGCCUAUCAGCUCCACACCACAUGGUCCUCCGACUUUCUCAACCUCUCGCCGUCUUUUGGGCUACAGGCGGAGUCCAACGGCGCCGUAGACGCGGUGAUUGGUGUCAUAGACACGGGUAUAUAUCCGAAAGACCGUGCGUCCUUUGCACCUGACCCAUCUCUGCCCCCAACACCGCCUCCCACCUUCCGUGGUAGUUGCGUGUCGUCGUUUCGUGAUUCCAAUGCCAGCGCUUACUGCAACAACAAGCUUGUGGGAGCAAAGACGUUCUACCGGGGAUACGAGGCACAAAAUGGGCCAAUAGAUGAGAGGGUGCAGACCAAGUCACCGCUAGACCAGGAAUCCUAAUUGACGCGUACGCGCCGGCCCACACGGCCCAAGACAUGGUUAGUUCUUUUUUCCGAAUUUUUUCAUAUAUGUAUAAGCUUUUAACCCAUAUUUGAAUACUUUCAACUCUGACUUAAAAACUUUCAACUCAGAUUCGAAAACUUUCAACUCGAGAUUCGAAAACUUUCAAAUCAGAUUUAAAAAUUUUCAAAAGUUAUAAUUAAAAAACUUUCAACUCAAAACAUUUUGAAAAAAAAAUACGUGUGCUAAAGAUUUUAAAAAAGUAAUCAGAAAAAAAGAAAAAAAAAGCUAAAA
This is a messenger RNA of Oryza sativa Japonica Group (Japanese rice), 1228 nucleotides long. RefSeq names its product subtilisin-like protease SBT1.4. Gene Ontology annotation, molecular function: serine-type endopeptidase activity. The record is from RefSeq and is a predicted model, not a curated record. Gene Ontology annotation, biological process: proteolysis. NCBI's taxonomy places the organism in Eukaryota, Viridiplantae, Streptophyta, Magnoliopsida, Poales, Poaceae.